AAAAUGUGAGACGGUCCGCUGCCGCUGGAAGGAAGGAGGGCAGCCGCGCCUGUGUGCGUGCAAGAGCAGACUGACCCCUCGGCGGUGGACCCCCGGCGGCCGAUCGAGAGCCACAAUGGACGACAAUAUGGACACAAAAUCCAUUCUAGAAGAACUUCUUCUCAAAAGGUCACAGCAAAAAAAGAAAAUGUCGCCAAGUAAUUACAAAGAGAGGCUUUUUGUUUUAACCAAAACAAAUCUCUCCUACUAUGAAUAUGACAAAAUGAAAAGAGGCAGCAAAAAAGGAUCAAUUGAGAUUAAGAAAAUCAGAUGUGUGGAGAAAGUAAAUCUCGAGGAGCAGACCCCUGUGGAGAGACAGUACCCAUUUCAGAUUGUCUAUAAAGAUGGGCUUCUCUAUGUCUAUGCAUCAAACGAAGAAAGCCGAAGCCAGUGGUUGAAAGCAUUACAGAAAGAGAUAAGGGGUAACCCCCACCUGCUGAUCAAGUACCACAGUGGGUUCUUCGUGGAUGGAAAGUUCCUGUGCUGCCAGCAGAGUUGCAAAGCGGCCCCAGGAUGUACUCUCUGGGAAGCAUACGCUGAUCUGCACAUUACAACUCACGAAGAGAAACACAGAGUUCCCAUCUUCCCAGACAGAGUGCUGAAGAUUCCUCGAGCAGUUCCUAUUUUCAAAAUGAAUGAACCAUCUUCGAGCACCACCGUGGCCCCGUAUGACAGCGACUCAAAGAAAAACUACGGCUCCCAGCUAAAUGCCAACAUGCAGCAUUUUCCAAGAGAAGACUGCCCUGACUGGUGGCAAGUAGGAAAACCGAAAAGCAGUGACGAUUUCGGGGGCAGUAACCAGAGGGAAAGGACUGGUGUCAAUCACAGCACCUCAAAGAUGUCAUGGGGAUUUCCUGAGUCCAGUUCAUCUGAAGAAGAGGAAAACCUGGAAGACUAUGACUGGUUUGCAGGUAACAUCUCCAGGUCACAGUCUGAGCAGUUACUGAGACAAAAGGGAAAAGAAGGUGCGUUUAUGGUCCGAAAUUCCCGCCAGGUGGGAAUGUACACAGUGUCUUUAUUUAGCAAGGCUAUGAAUGAUAAAAAAGGAACUGUCAAGCAUUACCAUGUGCAUACGAAUGCCGAGAACAAAUUGUACCUGGCGGAAAACUACUGUUUUGAUUCUAUUCCCAAGCUUAUUCACUAUCAUCAACACAAUUCAGCAGGCAUGAUCACACGACUCCGCCACCCUGUGUCGACCAAGGCCAACAAGGUUCCCACCUCCGUGUCCUUGGGAAAUGGAAUAUGGGAACUGAAGAGAGAAGAGAUUACCCUCCUGAAGGAGCUGGGGAGUGGUCAGUUUGGAGUAGUCCACCUGGGCAAGUGGAAGGGCCAGUAUGAUGUUGCCAUUAAGAUGAUCAAGGAGGGCUCCAUGUCCGAAGAUGAAUUCUUCCAGGAGGCUCAGACCAUGAUGAAACUCAGCCAUCCGAAGCUGGUGAAAUUCUAUGGGGUGUGCUCCAAGAGAUACCCCAUAUACAUCGUGACCGAGUAUAUCACCAAUGGCUGCUUGCUGAAUUACCUGAAGAGUCACGGGAAGGGACUGGAGGCGUCCCAGCUCUUGGAAAUGUGCUACGACGUGUGUGAAGGCAUGGCCUUCCUGGAGAGCCACCAGUUCAUACACAGGGACCUGGCGGCUCGGAACUGCUUGGUAGACAGCGACCUCUCGGUGAAAGUGUCGGACUUCGGAAUGACCAGGUAUGUUCUCGAUGACCAGUACGUCAGCUCAGUAGGAACAAAGUUCCCGGUCAAGUGGUCAGCCCCAGAGGUGUUCCACUACUUCAAAUACAGCAGCAAGUCAGACGUUUGGGCAUUCGGGAUCCUGAUGUGGGAAGUGUUCAGCCUGGGGAAGCAGCCCUACGACCUGUACGACAACUCGCAGGUGGUUGUGAAGGUCUCCCAGGGCCACCGGCUCUACCGGCCCCAACUGGCGUCGGACACCGUCUACCAGAUCAUGUACGGCUGCUGGCACGAGCUUCCAGAAAAGCGUCCCACAUUUCAGCAACUCCUGUCUUCCAUUGAACCACUUCGGGAAAAAGACAAGCCUUGAAGAAGAAAUGAGGAGAUCUGAUGAGAAGGACCGUCAAUGCUGGCCAACAUUUUCAUUCCUUUUAAGGAAAGUAGCAAGGCGCAAACCAUGUAAUUUAGCUAAUCGCAUUCUGUAUACUGUUUGCCUCUUGUAUUAUCUCAAAAUGAACAAGGUAAGAAACAAAAGAUUUCCUUGACAUUUAAGUCAAAUUAGUAGUUUUGUGUAUGCUGCUCUUUAUAUUAUUAUACUUCCCAGCCUACAGCAGAAGCACAUUUUCUGAUUGUGGUAGACAGAGUGUGUACCAUGUGUAAAGAUUGAACAGAAUUGAAAAAUUCUUUGUUGGAUAUUUGUUCUUUUCCUUAUAUCAUCACUAUCACGAUAAUUAAAUACGUUG
Messenger RNA from Nyctereutes procyonoides (raccoon dog), 2456 nucleotides. RefSeq names its product BMX non-receptor tyrosine kinase (gene BMX). Bases 116 to 2083 code for a protein of 655 amino acids. Gene Ontology annotation, molecular function: non-membrane spanning protein tyrosine kinase activity; ATP binding. Gene Ontology annotation, biological process: peptidyl-tyrosine autophosphorylation; adaptive immune response; intracellular signal transduction. The record is from RefSeq and is a predicted model, not a curated record. NCBI's taxonomy places the organism in Eukaryota, Metazoa, Chordata, Mammalia, Carnivora, Canidae. The transcript has 19 exons.